AUUGCUGCCAUUCUUGGAUUUUGAACAUUCACACUUCUUCCUGCUUGUGUACUUCGACCGAGUGUACUUAUUGUACUUUGUAUCGCGGCGGUCUUGACCUAUAGAUAACAAUCUACCCUGCGUCCGAUCCUCAGGUGCUUCCUGUUUCCCCGAACAGAUUCGAUUUCCUCACCUGUCCGCCCAUCGAUCUUCUUACCUAUCACACCACCCUCAAGCACCGAUACCACUGCGAUACGCUUCUGAGAUACCCUACCCCACGUCGACGCAGUCUUUCUCCACGUGUAGUCCGGAAGCGAGCUAGGUCUCGCCCCAGAUUUCUGCCUUUAGAAAGAAAAUGGUCUCUUCGGCGUUGGCCACUGCGGCCGAUACUUCGGCGUUCAGUGUGCGGAGUUUGUAUCGGUCCCUGCUGAGGCAGUCGAAUCAGUUUGCGAACUAUAAUUUCAGGAUGUAUGCACGGCGGCGGACGAGAGAUGCCUUUCAUGAGCAUCAGCAUGAGUCGGAUCCCAGACGGAUACAGGAAUUGGUGCAGAAGGGUUUGAAGGAGUUGCAGAUGAUGAAGAGACAAACAGUGGUGUCACAAUUCUAUCAGCUCGACAGAUUGGUGGUAGAAGGAGGAAAGACGGGUAAAGAAACAGGAGACCAUGGAGGGGUGGUGCGACAAAAGGACACUGGAUGGGACUAAAUAUCAACGUCUUUUUCAUCCUGGCACCUGUACAGUAUCUGCUACUAAUAUCUUGGGGCAAAGUCCUGUUCCUACUAGCUUAGACAGCUCCUGUGAUACCAAUGAACAUAUCAAUCUCUGCC
Molecule: messenger RNA, 804 nt
Organism: Exophiala xenobiotica
Lineage: Eukaryota; Fungi; Ascomycota; Eurotiomycetes; Chaetothyriales; Herpotrichiellaceae
Exons: 4
Coding region: 335-682 (115 amino acids)
Biological process (GO): iron-sulfur cluster assembly
Cellular component (GO): mitochondrion; L-cysteine desulfurase complex
Source: RefSeq, a predicted model, not a curated record